GAGAGAGAGAGAGAGAGAGAGAGAGAUGUUCAGGACGGAUGUUUCCUCGGUGUGCAGCAGAGGCACCGCCGUGCGUCUUUACGCACAGAGACCACCCAGUCCUCAUCCCACCGCUUCUCUCUUCCUCUUGUCUUAUGUCCCAGCCUCACCUGCUAAACCACGGCGGAGGACAGCGGAGCUCCUCAGCGGGCGCCUUGCUGACUGACACGCGAAGGGACGAACAUCAGAACGUUCCCACCAUGACGGAUCUCCGGGCGGAGUAACUCACCGCAGCUACCCAGGAGCAGACCGCAGGAGAGGGCAGAGAUCACUACCAUGACCCGAUAAAAGUCUCCGCUUCCUUCGGAGAGAGGACAGUCCACCUCCUGAGAGUAAAGGAGACGCGCAGCGAGGCCUUUUGAUUUGGUUGUUUCGGUUCUCAGAUGGCCCGAGUGCCCUUGGCACUGGCUGCUAAGAUGCGCUGGAUCACGCUGGUGCUCGCGGGCUUGACUUUCUGGGGCAAAGUUACAAUUUCUAACUGCUUCGACUACGAGGAGCCAGACUUUGAUUAUUAUGAGGAGGAGAGAGUGGAGACGAUUGACUACAAGGAUCCGUGCAAAGCUGGUGGUAUGGGAGAACAUGAAACAGUGAAGAGAGGAUCGUUGGACCUUCUGCUAGAAAGAAUACGCAGAUUUGGUUUUGACCUUGUCCCCAAAAAUGAAAGCAAAGGAGCGACCACUUCAAAGAGCCAAACUGGGAAAGCUGGUAAGGCCAUGAAGAGUCGUGUUCCUCGAGCAGCUACAUCCCGCUUUGAACGAAUCUGGCCCGGGGGAGUCAUUCCCUACGUCAUYGGAGGAAACUUCACUGGUAGUCAGAGGGCCAUGUUCAAACAGGCCAUGCGUCACUGGGAGAAACAAACAUGYGUAACUUUCAUCGAAAAGACGGACGAAGAAAGCUACAUUGUCUUCACCUACAGGCCCUGCGGGUGCUGUUCGUAUGUGGGGCGUCGUGGCAAUGGACCUCAGGCUAUCUCCAUAGGAAAGAACUGUGACAAGUUUGGCAUCGUGGUUCAUGAACUGGGCCACGUCAUUGGCUUCUGGCACGAACACACACGGCCUGACCGUGAYGAUCAUGUCACCAUAAUCCGGGAUAACAUCCAGCCAGGUCAGGAAUACAACUUCCUGAAGAUGGAGCCAGGAGAAGUGAACUCCCUCGGGGAGCCGUAUGAUUUUGACAGCAUUAUGCACUACGCCAGGAACACCUUCUCACGUGGGAUGUUCCUCGAUACCAUCCUUCCAUCCAGAGAUGAGAAUGGRGUCAGGCCUGCCAUUGGCCAGCGGACCAGACUCAGCAAAGGAGACAUUGCACAGGCAAGGAAGCUCUAUAGAUGUCCAGCRUGCGGAGAAACCCUCCAAGAGUCAACUGGCAACUUCUCAUCUCCUGGUUACCCAAAUGGAUACCCUUCAUACACACACUGUGUCUGGAGAAUAUCUGUUACACCUGGAGAGAAGGCAGGUUUUGUGGAGACAAAAUUCCUGACAACUUGAUUUCAACCGAUAGCAGAAUGUGGAUCGAGUUCCGCAGCAGCAGCAACUGGGUGGGAAAAGGCUUCGCUGCUGUUUAUGAAGCGAUCUGUGGAGGGGAAAUUACCAAGGACUCGGGACAGAUUCAGUCUCCCAACUACCCGGACGACUACAGACCUACCAAAGAGUGUGUGUGGAGGAUCACUGUGUCUGAGGGAUACAAUGUUGGACUCAGCUUCCAGGCCUUUGAGAUUGAGAGACAUGACAGCUGCGCCUACGACUACCUGGAGGUCCGUGACGGCCCGCUUGAAACAAGCCCUCURAUUGGUCGGUUCUGUGGUUAUGACAAACCUGAAGACGUGCGCUCAACGUCACACACGCUGUGGAUGAAGUUUGUCUCCGAUGGGACGGUGAACAAGGCUGGUUUCGCUGCAAACUUUUUCAAAGAGGAAGAUGAGUGUGCCAAACCAGACAAUGGUGGAUGUGAGCAGAGGUGUGUGAACACUUUGGGCAGCUUCAAGUGUGCCUGUGACCCGGGUUACGAACUGGCCCCYGACAAGAAGAGCUGCGAAGCGGCUUGUGGCGGUCUCCUGUCCAAGUUAAAUGGAACUAUAAGCACUCCCGGCUGGCCUAAAGAAUAUCCACCCAACAAGAACUGUGUUUGGCAGGUGGUGGCUCCCAAUCAGUACCGCAUCUCCAUGCAGUUUGAGGCUUUUGAGCUGGAGGGCAACGAGGUUUGUAAAUACGAUUACGUCGAGGUGCGGAGCGGCCUCUCGUCUGACUCUAAGCUGCACGGGAAAUACUGCGGCUCUGAAGUCCCCGAGGUCAUCACCUCUCAGUACAACAACAUGAGGAUCGAGUUCAAGUCAGACAACACAGUUUCCAAGAAAGGCUUCAAAGCUCACUUCUUCUCAGACAAAGAUGAGUGCAGCAAGGACAACGGCGGCUGCCAGCACGAGUGUAUCAACACGGUGGGCUCUUACGUUUGUCAGUGUCGCCAUGGCUUUGUGCUGCAUGAGAACAAACAUGACUGUAAGGAAGCUGAAUGUGAGCAUAAGAUCCACAGCCCCAGUGGGACCUUGAGCAGCCCCAACUGGCCUGACAAGUAUCCCAGCCGGAAGGAGUGCACCUGGGACAUCACUGCCGUGCCGGGACACAGGGUUAAGAUUGCCUUCAACGAGUUUGAGAUCGAGCAGCAUCAGGAGUGUGCGUACGACCACCUGGAGGCCUUCGACGGGGACAGCGACACAGCAGCCAUCUUGAGCCGACUGUGCGGCAGUAAGAUCCCAGAGCCUCUGGUCUCCACGGGGAACAAGAUGUACCUCCGCUUCAUUUCUGACGCCUCCGUACAACGAAAGGGUUUCCAAGCUUCGCAUUCCACAGAGUGUGGAGGUCGUCUGAAAGCAGAAGCCCGUCAGAAAAACCUUUACUCCCAUGCCCAGUUUGGAGAUAAUAAUUACCCGGGUCACACGGACUGCGAGUGGCUGCUGACCACUGAACAGGGCUAUGGCAUUGAGCUCAGCUUCGUAACGUUUGAGGUGGAGGAAGAAGCCGACUGCGGUUAUGACUACAUCGAGCUGUAUAAUGGAUACGACGCAAACUCACACCGGCUGGGUCGCUUCUGUGGCUCUGGGCCCAGAGAGGGGAUUUAUUCGCCAAGAGACACUCUGCUGAUCCGGUUCCACAGCGACGACACCAUCAGUAAGAAGGGCUUCCACAUUCGAUACAUAAGCACCAAGUUCCAGGAAAACCUUCACUCCAGGAAGUGACUUUAGACUCCGUCCUCUGUGCAGCCUCGGCCACCUGAUGCCACCGCGGCUACAGGAAAAUCACAGAUUGUCUCUUCUUCUUUGACCCACAAACAGAUGAGGACAAGUGUCCACCCAGACUCCAGAGGAUGACAAUUUAAACAUUUGUCUCCAAAAGUGACACUGCUCUUUAAGAUGAGCCAUCGACAGAUGUGGGAGGAACUCACCUGAACACUGCAUGCAUGGUUUCAGGACGGACCUGACAACACGUUUUGUGCAGAGAGGAAGGAGGUCUGGACUGGAGAGAUCCACGAACAGUUCAUGGUUGCACAAACACAAUACUACAAGCACACACACAGACUAGAGUCACUCCGAAUCAUUAACUCUGGAUCCUACAGAAAUUAAAAACUCACGUAACAGGGAGUUUUUGGUGACUCGAUGUUUGAACUGUGCGACUUCCUGUCAUCCGACGGCUGCUUCACAUUUACAGCAACUCGAAAAGAAACUGCUGACGAGACGUUUUAUUGCCUUUGACGUUUGAGACCUGGCCUCUUCAGCCCAGCUCAGAACAGCUGCAGAAGAUUUGUUUCCUUUAUAUUGUGAAAUUUAAAGUGUUUACUGUAUAUGUGAGGGUGUGUGUGUGUAUGUGUGUGUGUGUUUGUUUGUAUGUGUGUGUGUG
Messenger RNA from Austrofundulus limnaeus, 3929 nucleotides. RefSeq names its product tolloid-like 1 (gene tll1). NCBI's taxonomy places the organism in Eukaryota, Metazoa, Chordata, Actinopteri, Cyprinodontiformes, Rivulidae. Gene Ontology annotation, biological process: proteolysis. Gene Ontology annotation, molecular function: zinc ion binding; metalloendopeptidase activity; calcium ion binding. The record is from RefSeq and is a predicted model, not a curated record.